Phycodurus eques (leafy seadragon) is the source of this 1084-nucleotide messenger RNA. Its product is annotated as dehydrogenase/reductase SDR family member 13-like. The transcript is spliced from 5 exons. The record is from RefSeq and is a predicted model, not a curated record. NCBI's taxonomy places the organism in Eukaryota, Metazoa, Chordata, Actinopteri, Syngnathiformes, Syngnathidae. Bases 78 to 1034 code for a protein of 318 amino acids.
CGGUCAAGUCAGUCUUUACACAGCAGAACAAGAGCGAUUACAUUCACUCUACUCGCGGUAUCUCAGACGACGACACAAUGUUUAUUGCCUUGCUGGUUUUGGGUGGAGUUGUGGGAGCUGCUUAUGUUUUCCGUCAGGUCGUGGUCAAGGGGAAGCGGUGCACGAGCGAAGCAAAGCUGCACGGCAGGACUGUGAUCGUGACCGGUAGCAACACGGGCAUUGGGAAAACUACAGCAGUAGACCUGGCUAAAAGAGGAGCCCGAGUUAUUCUGGCUUGUCGUAAUCGUCAGAGAGGAGAGGCUGCUCUUGCUCAUGUCAAACAGGAGAGUGGGAGUAAUCAGGUUGUGUUCAUGCAGUUGGAUCUGGGGAAUCUUAAGUCUGUUCGCAGCUUUGCCGAAACAUUCUUGAGAAAUGAACCCAGACUGGACAUUCUCAUCAACAAUGCAGGAAUUUAUAUGGCGGGUCGAACGGAGGAUGGUUUAGGCAUGAUGUUUGGCAUCAAUCACGUUGGUCACUUCCUCUUAACCAACCUAUUGAUGGACAGGCUGAAGGAGUGUGAAGCAAGUCGAGUGGUCAACGUGUCAUCAUUGGGACAUAACUUUGGAAAAAUCGACUUUGAAUGUCUAAAUAAACACAAAGCUCUGGGACUGGGGACUUCAUUCAUGGAGGUAUUGCAGGCCUAUUGUAACAGCAAACUAUGCAAUGUCCUCUUCACCCAUGAGUUAGCCAAGAGACUGCAAGGAACCAAAGUCACAUGCUACUCCCUCCAUCCAGGCAGUAUCAACUCUGAGUUGGCCAGGAACACCAACUCAUUGUUUCAGCUCCUCUUGAAGCCCAUCACUGCCCUUUUCUUCAAAAACACUGUCCAGGGAUGCCAGACCACUCUUCACUGUGCUCUGCAGGAGGGAAUUGAACAUCUCAGUGGACGUUACUUCUCCAACUGUACUGUGCAAGAAGUCUAUUCUAAAGCAAAGGAUGAUGCUGCAGCUAAGAAGCUGUGGGAAAUCAGUGAGCGAAUGUGUGGCCUUGCAUGAAUGAAUUCACAAUUGAUUUUAGUUGAAUGCAAUUAAAGCUCAUAACUUUG